AUGACUGGUGACGAGGUCAAAGUACUGUUCCAAGGUGAAGUUGACGAGGGCUCAGGCUCUUCAGUGAUGGAGGCAAUGGUGCCACUCGGCCAGAUUAUGGAGCUGGAAUUUGCGGGGAAAGGAGGCACGGCAGUAGGGCUUGUUGGAAAGACGGAUGCCGUGUUCGGCACUGUAGAGGUGAGGAUUGUGCCUUUAGUAGAGAUGGUGAUCGUCGAAUUGGGGAACGGAAAGGGAACAUUCGUUUCUGUGGGAGACGCAGAACCUGACGGUAAACCGGAGACUCCAGACGGGACUACCGUGACUGGUCCCGUGGUCGAGCCCUGGACGGUUGAUGUUGCAGAUGGGCUCGUCGAGUUUGAAGCCCGGGUCGUGGUACCAGACGUCCAUGCUGGAGGGAUCGGGAUGUCAGAUAUGGACGUGAAGUUUCCUGAGGUGGUAGAUUGGGACACUCCGGAAGACGUUGGAGAGGCAAUGACAGACGAGUUCCAAGUCGACCAUGGGGACUCAACAGGCUGCGUCAAAGUCGGGCCAGCAGGGAACGAUGUGUUGAAGAGCGAACUUGGCAAGAUUGAUGUCCCUGGCGCGGUACCAGUUGUAGUCACUGACGAGUUGGACGCAGUGAACGGCGGUACCAGAGUGGCAGACCUUGAACCGGAUAAUGUCGAGGAAGCAAUUACAGUCGUGUUACUGCUGGCAGAGGAGCCGACUGAUGUUGCAGACGAGAUUGAGGAGCUCACGGCUGGAGACGGCGCAAGAGUCGUGGUGUUCCACGUUCGCCUUGAGCUUGAGCUUGAGCUUGAGCUUGUGGAUGUCUCUGAGACUGUUGUGAGGGUACCCGACUCAGUAUCUGUCGCGGUUGGUGAUGAGACAGCACCGGAUGACCUACUUGACGAUGAAGAAUCGCCCGAAGAGGCGGACGUAGGUGGGUAG
Colletotrichum aenigma is the source of this 930-nucleotide messenger RNA. RefSeq lists its product as uncharacterized. The record is from RefSeq and is a predicted model, not a curated record. NCBI's taxonomy places the organism in Eukaryota, Fungi, Ascomycota, Sordariomycetes, Glomerellales, Glomerellaceae. Bases 1 to 930 code for a protein of 309 amino acids. The transcript has a single exon.